AUGGAGCUUCCAUCACUCUCAUCCUUGAACAAAGAAAAGUUCCUUGGUCAUUCCGGUAAUCAAUCUAUUCUUAUUUUAAGGAUUGUCAGUUUUAUAUUAAUCAAUUUUUACUUGACAGCUCUUCAGAGUUAUGUGGCUGAUGUCCCUCCAGAAGAAUUAUCAUAUAUACAGUUUUUAAACUUCAGCCGGCCCCUUAUUGUCAUCUCCCCACCCUUUUCAAAAACUUGGGAUAAUUUGCAAAGCGUAUGGUGCAAACGCUUCCUAGAAGAGAUUGCACAUUUGGGAACUAACGUGAACGAGAAGAGUACGGGUAAUAACAACCACAGUCCAAGUUGCGGUAUAUGUGUGGACAGCUCUCGACGGGUAAAUCCUGAACAGAGUACGGGUAAAAACAACCUUAGUCCAAGUUGCGGUAUAUUGUAUAUAUGUGUGGACAGCUCUCGACGGGUAAAUCCUGAACAGAGUACGGGUAAUAACAACCUCAGUCCAAGUUGCGGUAUACUGUAUAUAUAUGUGUGGACAGCUCUCGACGGCCUGAACAGAGUACGGGUAAAAACAAGUUGUGGUAUACCGUAUAUAAGUGUGGACAGCUCUCGACGGAUUAAACGUGAAUUUAGAGAUAUAGAGUACUUUCGGAUGUUUUGGUCAUCAAUAAUCCUUCAUCGGAAGAAUAAAAUAAGAGAAAUGGAAAGUGAAAUAACUAAGGAAGAGAGCAAUGAGAACAUUAGAAAUUUUAUUGAGCAUUUUGAAUCUUCAUACAAAGGACUUGAUGACGAAAAAAAGUGGAUACUGGGAUCCGGAAACAAGACGAAUGUAAAAGAUCUUCGAGAAGCCGUCAGCAAACUGUGUAAGAAAACUGAUAAUGAUGUGGAAGAGCAGUUCGACUAUAUAUGGAUCAGGAACUGCAUAAGUAAUUUGUUGACUCUAUAUGAAAUAAAACCGCGUGUUUUUGAGAAAUCGCAUCUUGAGCGGUGGUAUGACACAAACAUCUGGUCAUCAAUUAUCGAUCAAUGUAUGUGGAACUUGAAGGACGUGGAACUCAUCAGGGGAGAGUCUUGUUCUAUCGCUAGUAGUGAGCGCAAAGCAAAAAAUAGAAUUUUACAAGUACGUAAACCACUCGGUCGCCGUGGUGAUGGAGUGUUCCGCAUGGAAAAAGGUCUUUGUGAAUACGGUGCUGCGGAACAUGGUCGUCUUUUUCAGGGUGAAAAGGAUAAGAAAUUUAUGUCAGAUGGUUUCAAGUUGACUAGAAUGCUACGAGACAUGUUGGGAAGAUUUUCAGCAGAGUUAAGUACAGAAGUAUUGAAGCAGAUCGAGAUGGUUGGAUAUUUGCAUUCAGAGAGAAUGUUGCAAAUAUUCGUCCUUGACUAUGCAAAAGGGUAUAUGAUACGUCUUCGAAAAGGAGCCCUAUUAGAAGUUCCCAAGGAACCGGUGAAUAUUGACAAUCUGUUGAAGCUGAUAACGGCUGUGUUAUCAAGCAAGCUACGAAUUUCUCGCACAAUUUCCCUGUUGCAAACUCCUGAACAAUCAAAUGAUCUCGAAUUUACUAAAAAGUUGUCAACUGCUGACCAAAUUGAACGCGUUUGCUCCAAUAAUCAAAUCUUAGAUUUACCAGAUCCGCCUUCAUCUCCACCCUC
Messenger RNA from Funneliformis mosseae, 1634 nucleotides. The record is from the annotation of a GenBank genome assembly. Lineage: Eukaryota; Fungi; Glomeromycota; Glomeromycetes; Glomerales; Glomeraceae.